AUGAUGGCGACAUGGCGCAAGACAGACAAGAAGAGUGGCGUGGCUAUAUACAAUUUCAAAGGCACGGGAGCACAACAGCUGGCUCUACAAAUUGGUGAUGUGGUCCAUAUCUUAGAGUCCUGUGAAGAUUGGUACAAGGGUUAUCUAGUAAGACAUAAAGGAUCAGAGGGAAUAUUUCCUAAAUCUUUCAUCCACAUCAAGGAAGUUAAUGUUGAAAAGAAAAGACACACAGAAAAUGUAGUACCUGCUGAAAUUCCUUUAGUUCAAGAAGUUACUACUACACUCUGGGAAUGGGGAAGCAUCUGGAAACAGCUCUACGUGACAAAUAAGAAAGAGCGGUUCCAGCAGGUACAGUCUAUGAUGUAUGACUUAAUGGAGUGGAGGUCACAGCUUCUGUCCGGGACUCUGCCAAAAGAUGAGCUUAAAGAACUCAAACAGAAGGUCACUUCCAAAAUUGACUAUGGUAACAAGAUACUUGAGCUAGAUUUAAUAGUUAGAGAUGAAGAUGGAAAUAUCUUGGAUCCAGAUAAAACCAGUGUCAUCAGCCUAUUUCAUGCACAUGAAGAAGCAACGAAUAAAAUCACUGAGCGAAUUAAAGAGGAAAUGUCAAAGGAUCAACCAGAUUAUGCAUCAUACUCCCGAAUGUCUUCAUCCCCCACCCAUAGCCUAUAUGUCUUUGUGCGGAAUUUUGUUUGCCGAAUUGGAGAGGAUGCAGAACUCUUUAUGUCACUAUAUGAUCCACAAAAAUUAACAAUUAUAAGUGAGAACUACUUGGUGAGAUGGGGGAGUAAAGGCUUUCCAAAGGAAAUUGAUAUGCUCAAUAAUCUGAAAGUAGUGUUUACAGAUCUUGGAAAUAAAGACCUUAGCAGAGACAAAAUUUAUUUAGUUUGUCAAAUAGUCCGAGUUGGAAGGAUGGAUCUCAAAGACAGUAACUCAAAGAAAUACACACAAGGACUAAGGCGGCCUUUUGGAGUGGCAGUUAUGGAUAUUACUGACAUCAUAAAAGGAAAAGCUGAAAGUGAUGAAGAAAAGCAGCAUUUCAUACCCUUCCAUCCGGUAGUGGCAGAGAAUGACUUUUUACACAGUCUCCUAAGCAAAAUCACAGCAUCAAAAGGAGACAGUGGUGGACAAGGUCUCUGGGUAACUGUCAAAAUGCUUGUUGGAGAUGUGAUUCAAACUAGGAAGGACUAUCCACACCUUGUAGACAGAACAACAGUUGUUGCUAGAAAACUAGGAUUUCCUGAAAUAAUCAUGCCAGGAGAUAUAAGAAAUGACAUUUAUAUUACACUACUGUAUGGAGACUUUGACAAAUACAAUAAAACAACUCAGAGAAAUGUGGAAGUAAUAAUGUGUGUUUGUGAUGAAGAAGGAAAAACUCUGCCAAAUGCUGUUUGCCUGGGAGCAGGGGACAAACCCGUGAGUGAAUACAGAUCAGUGCUCUACUACCAGGUCAAACAGCCACGCUGGAUGGAAACAUUAAAGGUAGCAGUUCCUAUUGAAGACAUGCAAAGGAUACAUCUGCGCUUUAUGUUCAGACACAGGUCAUCUCAAGAGUCUAAAGAUAAAGGAGAGAAGAAUUUUGCAAUGGCCUACAUAAGGCUUAUGAAGGAGGAUGGAACAACUCUUCAAGAUGGCAUCCAUGAUUUGUUAGUCCUAAAGGGUGACAGUAAAAAAAUGGAGGAUUCUAGUGCAUAUUUGACAUUACCUUCUACACGGCAACACAUAGAAAAUAAAGGAGCAACCAUAGGCAGGAACUCAAGUAUUGUAGGUGGGCUUUCAGUAAGCUCACGAGAUGCAUUUUAUAUUUCAACUCUGGUUUGUUCUACAAAGUUAACUCAGAAUGUGGGCUUACUAGGUCUCUUGAAGUGGCGUAUGAAGCCAGAGCUGCUACAGGAAAACCUGGAAAAACUGAAGAUUGUGGAUGGAGAGGAAGUUGUAAAAUUUCUCCAAGAUACGCUGGAUGCCUUGUUUAACAUCAUGAUGGAACAUUCCCACAGUAACGAAUAUGAUAUCCUUGUCUUUGAUGCACUGAUAUAUAUCAUAGGACUCAUUGCAGACCGUAAAUUUCAGCAUUUUAACACUGUUUUGGAAGCAUAUAUCCAACAGCAUUUUAGUGCAACCUUGGCAUACAAGAAACUAAUGAGUGUUCUGAAGACAUACUUGGAUACCUCCAGCCGAGGAGAGCAAUGUGAACCUAUCCUAAGAACUCUGAAAGCACUGGAAUAUGUUUUCAAGUUCAUUGUUAGAUCAAGGACAUUAUUUUCACAAUUAUAUGAAGGCAAAGAGCAAACGGAAUUUGAAGAAUCUAUGAGGAGACUCUUUGAAUCCAUCAACAACCUGAUGAAAAGCCAACAUAAAACUACCAUUUUGUUGCAGGUUGCUGCUUUGAAGUACAUACCAUCAGUUCUUCAUGAUGUUGAAAUGGUCUUUGAUGCCAAGCUACUGAGCCAACUGUUAUAUGAAUUUUACACUUGCAUUCCACCAGUGAAACUACAGAAGCAGAAAGUGCAGUCCAUGAAGGAAAUAGUGCGCAGCAACCUUUUUAAAAAACAAGAAUGUAGGGACAUUCUGCUCCCUGUGAUUACCAAAGAGCUGAAGGAAUUACUGGAACAGAAAGAUGAUCAGCAGGUCCAAGAGAAGAAGUACUGUGUUGAAUUACUCAAUAGUAUCCUGGAGGUUCUGAGCUGUCAAGACCCUGCAUCAACUUAUCACCAUAUUCAAGAAAUAAUGGUACAGUUGUUACGCACGGUGAACAGAACUGUUAUUACAAUGAGACGAGAUGAUCCCUUAAUUAGUCAUUUUGUUGCAUGCAUGACAGCAAUCUUAAACCAGAUGAACAACCAGCAUUACUCAGUUUACAUUGAAACUUUCCAGACAAGUUCAGAACUAGUGGACUUCUUGAUGGAAACAUUCAUAAUGUUCAAAGAUCUCAUUGGAAAGAAUGUUUACCCUUCAGACUGGAUAGCAAUGAGCAUGGUGCAGAACAGGGUGUUCUUGAGAGCCAUCAACAAAUUUGCAGAGACAAUGAACCAAAAAUUUCUGGAGAAUAUGAAUUUUGAAGUCCAACUGUGGAACAACUAUUUUCAUUUGGCUGUGGCUUUUAUUACCCAAGAUUCACUACAACUAGAAAACUUUUCUCAUGCAAAAUACAACAAAAUCCAGAACAAAUACGGAGAUAUGAGACGUUUAAUUGGCUUUGCUAUCCGUGAUAUGUGGUACAAACUUGGCCAGAAUAAAAUCUGCUUUAUUCCGGGGAUGGUUGGACCCAUCCUGGAAAUGACACUUAUUCCAGAGGUUGAACUACGAAAAGCCACGAUCCCAAUUUUCUUUGACAUGAUGCUGUGUGAAUAUCAAAGGACAGGAGAAUUCAAAAAGUUUGAAAAUGAAAUCAUUUUGAAGUUGGACCAUGAGGUGGAAGGAGGACGUGGAGAUGAACACUACAUGCAGUUGUUUGAGUCAAUUCUUACAGAGUGUGCAAGUCAGUAUCCUGGCAUUUUUAACUUGGUUGAAAGCUUUGUCAACCUAGUUAAAGGUCUCCUGGAGAAGCUGCUGGAUUACCGAACUGUGAUGAAUGAUGAAAGCAAGGAUAAUCGCAUGAGCUGCACUGUAAACUUGCUGAACUUCUACAAGGACAUUAACCGUGAAGGGAUGUAUAUCAGAUAUUUGUAUAAAUUACGAGAUCUUCAUUUAGACUGUGAGAAUUACACAGAAGCUGCCUAUACCCUUCUACUCCAUACAUGGCUCUUGAAGUGGUCAGAUGAACAGUGUGCACCCCAAGUCAUGUCAACAGAGUUCCAGUGUUCACAGACCUAUCGACACUUGAAGGAGAAUUUGUAUGAGAAGAUCAUAGAAUACUUUGACAAAGGAAAGAUGUGGGAAGAAGCCAUAUCUUUAUGCAAAGAACUUGCAGAGCAGUAUGAAAAGGAAGUUUUUGACUAUGAGCUUCUAAGCCAAAACCUGAUUCAACAAGCGAAGUUCUAUGAAAACAUCAUGAAAAUUCUGAGGCCUAAACCAGACUAUUUUGCUGUUGGAUAUUAUGGCCAAGGAUUCCCUACAUUUCUAAGGAACAAAGUAUUCAUCUAUCGUGGGAAAGAAUAUGAGAGGAGAGAGGACUUCCAGGCACAGCUGAUGAGUCAGUUUCCCAAUGCAGAGAAGAUGAACACCACCUCAGCACCUGGAGAGGAUGUGAAAAACUCUCCUGGCCAAUACAUACAGUGUUUUACAGUGCAACCAGUCCUAGAGGAGCAACCUAGGUUCAAAAAUAAGGCAGUACCUGACCAAAUUAUAAAUUUUUAUAAGUCCAACAAUGUCCAUCGGUUCCACUAUUCAAGACCUGUCAGAAAAGGAUCUGUUGACCCCGAAAAUGAAUUUGCUUCUAUGUGGAUUGAGAGAACAUCAUUUGUUACAGCAUACAAACUUCCUGGAAUUUUACGAUGGUUUGAGGUCGUCUCCAUGUCACAGACUACAAUUAGUCCUUUGGAGAAUGCUAUUGAGACCAUGUCCAUGACAAAUGAAAAGAUUUUGAUGAUGAUUAACCAAUACCAGAGUGAUGAGAACCUUCCUAUUAAUCCACUUUCUAUGCUUCUGAAUGGAAUUGUUGAUCCAGCUGUUAUGGGUGGUUUUGCUAAGUAUGAGAAGGCUUUCUUUACAGAAGAAUAUAUCAGAGACCAUCCAGAGGAUCAAGAAAAGCUGAAUAGACUUAAAGAUCUAAUUGCUUGGCAGAUACCUUUCCUUGGAGCUGGAAUUAAAAUUCACGAAAGAAGAGUUUCCGAUAAUCUUCGUCCUUUCCAUGACCGAAUGGAGGAAUGUUUCAAGCAUUUAAAAGUUAAAGUGGAAAAACAAUAUGGAGCAAGAGAAUUGCCAGAUUUUGAUGACAAGAGAGUAGGACGUCCAAGAUCAAUGCUGAGAUCCUAUCGUCAGUUGUCAGUUAUUUCACUGACUUCUAUGAAUUCAGACUGCAGUACUCCAAAUAAAAUUGCUUCAGAAAGCUUUGAUCUGGAAGUAGUGCUACCAAAGCCAGUAAAAGCAGAAUCAGAGGAGAAUGGUCUACAAAUUAAUCCUCACCCUGAAGUUAAGAUGAGGAGGUCCAAAAAAAGAACAAAAAGAAGCAGUGUGGUGUUUGCUGAUGAGAAGACGGCACCUGAUAUUUCUGUCUCUGAUAUGAAAUGUCUGUCAAGGAAAUAUGAGUUCAUGAGUGACACCAACCUCUCAGAGCAUGUAGUGGCACCUCAAAAGACAUCUGUCCUCAAGCAGAUGAGCUCUGUCAGUCGUUCUAUGCCAACUAUUCCAGGAUUAACUCUGUCCGUCAGCCCUGUGUCACCUGAUGAAACAAUUGCAUCACAUAGGCUGAGUCAGCCAGUGUUUCCUUCCACCUCAGAUGGUGACAAGAAAACCAUCAAAAAAAAGAAAGUGAACCAGUUAUUUAAAACAAUGCGUAUUUCCAAAGUUCUAGAAGAUGGAAAGCACUCUGUGGAGCACCAUUUCAAAUCUCCAUCUACAGACCUGUAA
This is a messenger RNA of Cygnus atratus (black swan), 5508 nucleotides long. It is a transcript of the gene DOCK2, whose product is annotated as dedicator of cytokinesis 2. Gene Ontology annotation, biological process: small GTPase-mediated signal transduction; cell migration. Gene Ontology annotation, cellular component: plasma membrane; cytoplasm. The record is from RefSeq and is a predicted model, not a curated record. The transcript is spliced from 52 exons. Lineage: Eukaryota; Metazoa; Chordata; Aves; Anseriformes; Anatidae. Gene Ontology annotation, molecular function: small GTPase binding; guanyl-nucleotide exchange factor activity. The coding region runs from base 1 to 5508 and encodes 1835 amino acids.